AUGCCAAAAGUUCCAACCAACGUUCGAAAACACCACAUAAUUCAAUGCAACAACAUUCAUCCCACUCACCACAAGAUCAUCUUUGAACCCAAACUACUCAAUGCACAACAACUCGCAAAGGAACAUCCCCGAACCUUUUCAGCACCCUCCGUGGCUGAUUUGAUGAAAGUAAAAUCGGGAUCGAUGGUGAAAGUGUGUGAUGGACAAGAGAGAUUUUGGGUAGAGGUGUUGAAGAAGGGAUCUUUGAAAUAUUUGGUUGGAAGGAUUGAUAAUGGUUUGGUGGGUGGACAGGAAUAUUCGUAUGGUGAUUGGAUCUUGUUUAAGAGAGAGAAUAUCUAUGAAAUUUAUGAGGAGGAGGAGGAGGAGGAUGGAGGUGAGAAGGGUGGUAUCCAUGAUGAUGAUGAUGAGAAUGAUGACGACGAUGAUGAAUGGGUAGAUGAUGAUGAUAAACAAUAG
Naegleria fowleri is the source of this 456-nucleotide messenger RNA. RefSeq lists its product as uncharacterized. The record is from RefSeq and is a predicted model, not a curated record. The transcript has a single exon. Lineage: Eukaryota; Heterolobosea; Eutetramitea; Acrasida; Naegleriidae. The coding region runs from base 1 to 456 and encodes 151 amino acids.